Messenger RNA from Neopelma chrysocephalum (saffron-crested tyrant-manakin), 2157 nucleotides. RefSeq names its product phosphoseryl-tRNA kinase (gene PSTK). The transcript is spliced from 6 exons. Lineage: Eukaryota; Metazoa; Chordata; Aves; Passeriformes; Pipridae. The annotation marks the transcript as partial. Gene Ontology annotation, molecular function: tRNA binding; kinase activity. The record is from RefSeq and is a predicted model, not a curated record.
AGCGGGAGCGGCGGCGGCGCCCGGGUGGGGCUGUGCCUGCUGUGCGGGCUCCCCGCGGCCGGCAAGUCCAGCCUGGCCCGCGCCCUGCGCCGCCAGCUGCGGCAGCGCCCGGGCUGGGCCUGCGCGCUCCUCCACUACGACGAGCUCAUCCCGGACGAGGCCUUCCUCCCGCGCGCGCCAGGGGCGGGCCCGCGGGAGCCGCUCCCAUUGGUGCCCGGCUGGAAGCAGAGCCGCCGCGAGCUGCUGCAGUGCCUGGAGGGUCUCCUGCGGGCGCUGCUCACCGGGGCACCGCUACCUGGCCCAGCACAGCCGGGGUGGGAGCGGUUCCUGCGCUGCUGCCGCCGGGAAGGGCUGCUGGAGGCGGUGCAGGGGGACGGCGGGGCCCCGGGACGGCCGCUCUGCCUCCUCCUGGACGACAACUUCUACUACCAGAGCAUGCGGUACGAGGUGUACCAGCUGGCCAGAAAAUAUUCCUUGGGCUUCUGCCAGUUGUUUUUAGACUGUCCCCUGGAAUGCUGCCUGCAGAGGAAUCGCCUCAGGAGUGAUCCUGUACCUGAGCAGACAAUACAUUUAAUGGCACGGAAAAUAGAAAUGCCAGAUCUCAAGAAAAAUGCUUGGGAGCAGCACAGCCUCAUUCUGAGAAGCUCUGAUUGCAUCUCAGAGGACAAUGAGCAGAUAAUUAACCUGCUGGCCACUGCUCUGGAAAAUCCAGCGAGGCCAAACGAGGAGGACACAGAGCAAAAGGACACAGAUCGAGCCAUCUGUGCAGCCAGUGCUGUCCACCAGGCUGACCAGGCGUGCAGGAGGGUCAUCUCUCAGGCCAUGAAGGAUGCCAGAGACAAAAACGUUCUCCCAAGCGAGAUGAAGAGCCUGGCAGAAGAACUCAACAAACUGAAGGCAGGAUUUUUGGAAGACCUGAGGCAAGGAAAGACUUUGAAAACCCAAAAUUCUGACCCUGCUACGAGCGUAAUUUCUUCAUUCCAACAUGAGGCAACCAAUGUAGUCAAUAAAUAUAUUUUAAAAUAAUGACAUAGAGAAUGUUGGGUGUUUAAAUUGCAGUACUGCUGAGAGAUCCCUUCUCUGACUCCUCUCUCCAUGGUAUGGAAGAGAAACACAGUCUAAACAGACUGGAGAUCAAGCCAAGAGCAAACCAUCCUUAAUUUUAAAUUUCAUGGAAUCAUAGAAGAAUUUAGCCUGGGAAGAGCACUUGGAAGUCUCUUAGUCCUGUUUCCUGCUUACCAUGGGACUGACCUCGACCCACAGCCUCCUUCAGAUGAGAUUCUGAGGAGCUCCUUGGCUGGUGACCUGCUCUGCUCUGUCCAGCAGCCCCUGAGCAAUCCCAGAGGUGAGUUUAUCCUCCUUACCAUAUCUAGAUCCCAUUUAGACCUGAGCAGAUCACCAGCUCCACCUGUGGUAGCACAUGCAAUUAAGAAUUAACACGGGACCUAAUUAGAAAGUGUUAUUUUAUUCAUAUCUUACAAAAGCAAAGCUUCACAACAUGAACUACACGUGAUAGAGUUAUUUCAGAAUUAACCUUGUCAUCUCAAAAACAUUCACUAACAUUAAAAUUUAUUUUACAACUCUAACAGGUUUCAUUUUUGCAUAAAAUAUGCUCUUUACACUGAAAUACAUAUUAUUAACAAAGUAGGUACUUUGAAGCACAUACACCAAGAUUGCUCAAUGAAAAAUGCUUCAGCAGGAGAGAGAUUUCCUGCAGCAGAACAUCCAUUUGCUGUAGAUUUUCAAAGAAGCUUAAAAUUAAUAGAAAACUUGCCAGUGAAGACUUCUAAGUUACAUUCCCUUCGUCAAAAAGAAACAAAAAUCAACACCCCCCCCCAAAACAUUCUGGAACAAAACAAACAGCAAGAGAUUAUUUGGCUAGAAAACACUGCUGGAAUAUGUCACCCAGCACUGAGUUUUAUAUUAAAAUGCCAACCAAAAUCCUCUUCAUCUAAACAUGUGUCUGUGAAAAAACAACUUUUCCCUAUUAGCUGCUUUGCAGUUGGUUUAAGUAUUAACUGAGAUAAUCAAGAUGUUCAAAUAUUUACUGGAAUAUUCAGUCUCGGUUAAGUCUGUAUUGAGUGCUACAAAUAGUGCAUGUUGAAAUGUCCACAAAGCUAUAAAAUAAUCUCUUACAAUAAAAACAAAAACUUCACA